Penaeus chinensis is the source of this 441-nucleotide messenger RNA. RefSeq lists its product as uncharacterized. Bases 1 to 441 code for a protein of 146 amino acids. The record is from RefSeq and is a predicted model, not a curated record. Lineage: Eukaryota; Metazoa; Arthropoda; Malacostraca; Decapoda; Penaeidae. The transcript has a single exon.
AUGGCUAGGGCGUACCCCGGAGGCGACGGGCGAGGACAUCGCCGUACACUCGCGAAAAAUGGACUACGGCUACCGUAUCAUGAGCGGAUACGGCUAAAGAAGAUAGCCCAGAGGAGGAAGAAGAGCGUGGGCGAAAUGACAGAAGUGAAGUUAGGUACGCUGAUCGUAGGGAGCAUGACUAGCAGGGGCCAUGAGCUAGUGGACCUGAUGGAAAGGAUAAAGGUAAAGGCAAUAUGCCUGCAGGAGACGAAGUGGAAAGGAAGCAAGACUAGAGAACUGGGAAUUGGCUACAAGCUGUUCUAUGUCGGAGAGGACGGAAGAAGGAAUGGGGUUGGCAUUGUCCUGGACGACGAACUCAAGAAAGGGGUAGUUGAUGUGAGGAGACCUUCACAUCGAAUCAUCUGGCUAAAGGUGGAGAUAGGGGAAAUCAUAGUAUCAUGA